AUGGCCACCACUCUUCCCAGCACCUACAAGCAAGCAAGCUUCAAGGAAAAAGAUGCCAGACUGACUCUAGAACAAGUCCCAUUGACUCUGCCCAAACGUAACGAGAUUCUGAUCAAAGUGCAAGCCUGUGGCGUGUGUCAUUCGGACCACUUUGCCGAGACGAAUCUCAUGGGAGGAGGAUUUCCUAUCGUUCCCGGCCAUGAGAUCAUUGGGCGCGUAGCUGCAAUUGGAGCGGACGAGACCAUCUGGAAGGUAGGGGAUCGGAUUGGGGGCACAUGGCAUGGCGGGCACGAUGGUACCUGUGCGGCAUGCAAAAGAGGUUACUUUCAGAUGUGCGAUCAUCAGGAAAUCAACGGGAUUUCACGAAAUGGCGGCUAUGGCGAAUAUUGCAUCAUCCGUCGCGAAGCUGCCGUCCGAAUUUCCGACGAGGUCAACGCUGCCCAAUACGCGCUCCUGCUCUGUGCUGGCGUAAGUGUCUUCAAUUCGAUGCGCCACAUGAGCAUCCCACCGGGUGGGCUGGUCGCAAUCCAGGGUCUGGGCGGGCUCGGCCAUCUAGCGAUCCAGUUUGCGAACAAACUUAGCUAUCGCGUUGUGGCACUCUCGCGGGAUUCCAAGAAAGAGGAACUCGUGCGGAAGUUGGGCGCGCAUGAGUAUAUUGACACGAGUCGGGAGGAUGCUGUCGCCGCAUUGCAGAGAAUGGGCGGCGCUUCCCUGAUUUUGUCUACGGCGCCUGUGCCGGAGAUAAUUAACCCGCUGAUCGAAGGGCUUGGUGUGAUGGGGAGGUUGUUGAUUAUGUCCAUUGUUCCUGGUAUUGAGGUCAGCACUGGCAUGUUGGUCGGAAAGGGUAAAUCCAUCUGGAGUUGGCCUAGCGGCCAUGCCAUCGACUGUGAGGACGCCAUCGCAUUUGCGGAGGUACAUGACAUCCACUGUAUGGUAGAAGAGUUCCCCUUAGAACGGUGCAACGAGGCAUUUGAGGCUAUGAUGGAGGGAAAGGUGCGGUUCCGCGCCGUUCUCACCAUGGAGUAA
Messenger RNA from Penicillium roqueforti, 1026 nucleotides. RefSeq names its product alcohol dehydrogenase. Gene Ontology annotation, molecular function: oxidoreductase activity. The transcript is spliced from 7 exons. NCBI's taxonomy places the organism in Eukaryota, Fungi, Ascomycota, Eurotiomycetes, Eurotiales, Aspergillaceae. The coding region runs from base 1 to 1026 and encodes 341 amino acids. The record is from RefSeq and is a predicted model, not a curated record.